Molecule: messenger RNA, 261 nt
Organism: Penicillium egyptiacum
Lineage: Eukaryota; Fungi; Ascomycota; Eurotiomycetes; Eurotiales; Aspergillaceae
Source: the annotation of a GenBank genome assembly
AUGCUGGAAGAAGCCGGCCUGAAGAACGUCCAAGAGAAGCGAGUGGUUGUCAAGUUGGGCAAGAAGGCGAAAACGGAGUUCCAAGAAAUGAGUAUCCAUGGGGUUACUGGACCCCUUGUGCCGUUGACGAGCGUCGCGCGGACAGUCCCAUCUUCAUUCACCAAUGAACAGCUUGAUGCACUGCCGGCACGAGUCAAAGAGGAGCUGGAAACCGAAGGAGGUCAGGUUGAGAUGGUCAUUGCCUUUGGCCAGAAGGCUUAA